GGGGCGGCCGCACACGGGACCCAAAGCCGAUCCCUUCUCGCCUGUCCCACAGCCGCUCCAUCCGUCCCACGACAUGGACUGUGGCGUGAUCACCUCCAAAACCGUGCUGCUGCUGCUAAGCCUCGCCUUCUGGGCAGCAGCAGCUGGUCUCAGCUAUGUUGGGGCAUAUGUCAUUAACACCUACAAGAGCUACGACAACUUUCUGCAGGACAAGUAUGCUCUGUUGCCAGCCGUGAUCAUUAUUUGUGUUGCUGUGGUAAUGUUCAUCAUUGGAUUGAUCGGCUGCUGUGCCACCUUCCGGGAGUCUCGAGUUGGCCUAGGGCUGUUCUUGGCCAUUAUCCUAGUUAUCUUUAUUGCAGAAGUAUCUGCAUUUGUCCUGGGAUUUGUUUACAGGGAAAAGGUAAAAACUGACGUGCAAGGCACCAUGCACUCAGUCUUUGACAAGUAUGAUGGGAAAAAUCCAGAGUCUACUGUUGUGGAUUACUUGCAAGUACAGCUUCACUGUUGUGGGGUAAAGAAUUACAGCGACUGGACAAACACACAGUGGUUUAACUCCACCGGUAACAACAGCGUCCCUCUGAGCUGCUGCAGGCAAGAUAUGAAGAACUGCACAGGGCGUCUGGAUCAGCCAGAGGAACUCAAUACGCGGGGCUGCGCAGGGGAACUGGAGUCUGGGCUGCAGAGCGUUAUCAGCUAUGCUAUGCUUGUAAUCCUGGGGUUUGCCAUUGUAAAGUUCUUUGGCAUGCUGAGUGUCUGCGUGCUUACUUGCAAGAGAGAAGACAGUGGAUAUCAGCCUCUUUACUCAGGGGUGUUUGCUUAAUAAAAUGCAAAGAUCACUGGUUUGUUUUUUUUAUUUUUAUUUUUUGCUUCCUGAUGAUAAAAUAGACUUGUAAAGAUGGACGCUAAAGGAGAAUUUAUGACCUUCUUGCUAAAUAUUUUAUGUACAUGAAACAGAACAUUUUAUAUUGACUUGAGACAGUUUCUUGUGGGUGAUGUGAAAUGGCAAUCUCAAUAUUCCAUGCCCUGCAGUAACAUACCCUGAUCUUGCACACCUCAGCUUUCUGUAUGGUUAUUGUAGAUUUGGGUUUGUGACUUUGGAUAGCACCAGAUGGUGUAAUAGAUUCCAGAAAUAAUUUUUCUUCUGCAGUUCUGUCCUCUACCCUUAAAACAUGCAGAAGAAAUGUUAUUUUUUAAUCACUCAGCUGAUUGAGACCACAGGAGGGGUUUCAGUUGUCUGCACAAGCAGCAGGUGAGUCCCAUGGCGUGGUUAAAAAGCAAAAGAUGGUUUUGAAAGCCAGGUUCAAAUAUUCUUCAUAACCAUGGGGAGUUAGAAUAUGUUGUCUCUACAUCUGAUGAUGUUUCCUUUUAGGUUUUUUUCCUCCUUCUUAUGGUCACAUGUUGUAAUUCAGUUUACUGCAGAGGUUGUUAGUGCAAGACAACCUCGUGUUUAAAGUCUAAAACAGACAUUUGAGUUGUUUUUUGAAGCAGCUAGCAAAUGUGAACAAUCCCAAGUUAGAAGGGGACGAGCUCUUGGGCCCGGGAGAGCUCUCUUUGGCUUGGUUUUUUUUUUGUCCUUUUUUUUUUUAAUUAUUAUUAUCAUUUGACAUUAAAAAUUGCUUAUGAAGCAGGGCUUUUGAAUUUUUUUUCUCUUUUUACUGUUGCUUUUAUGGUUUGGCUAAAAGACAAUGUCUAAAUGUCUAAAAGACUAUGUCUCUCUGUUUAACGUAGAAGUUGCAAGAGUUACUGAGGCAAAUAUGGGCUGGAACUUGGGAGUCACAGGACAUGUUGGCGCAGUGUUGGUCUGUAGACAGGACUGCUGGAGGGGUUAGUGCAGCUGUCCCUGUGCCGCUGAAGGCCUGACCGCUUUUCACUGCUAAAAUGUUGGCAAUGCUUUCUUGGCCCAAGGAAUUACAGUAACCUGUUGUCUGGCAGUGUUGUGCAACUCCUUGUUUGCUAGUUUUCCUUUCUCCUUAAAGGUCUGCUGAAUGUGGUCACUUCUUGGACUGCAUCGCUGCGUUAAAAAUGAACCUUCCUUAACGCAUUUGUAUGUUAAUCCGCUUCUCUGUUCUUCAGGGGGUUUUGGGGUUAUUUUUAGGGUUGUGAUGUGGGGAGGGAGGGAACUGGGAGCUAUUCUUUAACAGGGAAUUGUGAAAAAGCAAUAGUGUAUUUGGUUAUUUUUUCUUUGGAGAGAUAAGCCUCUAUCCUUAGCAAUAAACCUUUUAUAUCUGUAGCUAAUUAGAAGAAAAGGAGUUUGGGGUAAAUGUGAGGUCUUUAUUUAUCCCCCCCCCCCCCCCCGCGAGAAGAAAAGCAAUGGGUAGUGAUGUUCUAUAGGAGACAUACUAGUAUGAGCAUGUAUAUGUUGAAGUGUGACGUAAUUUUUAUUGAGGGCUUUGUCUUCUGUUGAAUGCCGAAAUAAACUUAAUUUAUAUCACCAA
Messenger RNA from Phalacrocorax carbo (great cormorant), 2435 nucleotides. The record is from RefSeq and is a predicted model, not a curated record. Lineage: Eukaryota; Metazoa; Chordata; Aves; Suliformes; Phalacrocoracidae.